Messenger RNA from Astyanax mexicanus (Mexican tetra), 2485 nucleotides. It is a transcript of the gene cacng6b, whose product is annotated as calcium channel, voltage-dependent, gamma subunit 6b. Gene Ontology annotation, biological process: regulation of calcium ion transmembrane transport via high voltage-gated calcium channel. Lineage: Eukaryota; Metazoa; Chordata; Actinopteri; Characiformes; Acestrorhamphidae. The record is from RefSeq and is a predicted model, not a curated record. Bases 407 to 1201 code for a protein of 264 amino acids. The transcript is spliced from 5 exons. Gene Ontology annotation, molecular function: calcium channel regulator activity. Gene Ontology annotation, cellular component: L-type voltage-gated calcium channel complex; membrane.
UGUGUGUGUGUACGUGUGCUCGUGUGUGGUCUAACACACUCAGUCUCUCUUUCUGCGGAGCCUUGGGUACUUGAUCCUCACAGCUUCACACACCCAGGGAUCAGGGUCAUCAAAAAGCUUCGAAAAGCUUCUGGUUCCUACGGAUCUAAAAGGCUUUUAUCCUUCCUCCUUUCAUCCCUUGAUUCAUCCUGUUAUUCAUCUGAACCUCCACCUCCGCCAUGUUUUAGCUCGUUUUUUUAUGCUUAUAAAAUAAGAUUCUAUAAUAACUCAGUAUUAUAAUGAGAUAAAUGUCUUGUAAGUAAUAAUGAGAAGUAAAAUAUAUUAAUAAUAAAUAUAUACAAUAACUGUUGCAGAAUAUUGUAAUAUUCUUGGAUUCAUAACUACAUAGCGAGGCUAGAGUUUGGCCAUGUGGUCCAACUUCUUCAUGCAGCAGGAGGACGAGGGGCGGAUGGGCGUGGCCUCUGCGGGCGGGGCAGGGGGUAUGGGAGGCCGGGGGGGUAAGAGGGCCAGGCCCCCUCGCAUGAACGAAAGCCAGGAGGGGAAGAUAAAGCUGGCGUUCUUCGUGGUGGUGGUGGGCGUGGUGCUGUCCGUGCUGGGCUUGGGGACGGAGUUCUGGGUGGAGCUUUCUCAGCCCAAACACUUCCAGAACAACCAGACCUGCAAGAUGGCUCAUUAUGGCCUGUGGAAGAGCUGCGUCAGGACGCUGUGGGUGAUGGACAUCGACCCAGAAAGGCAGAGCUGCGGACCAGCAGAACUUCCUGGAGAAUCCAACUGUACAUACUUCAAGUUCUACACCACAGGAGAAAAUGCAGUCAUUUUUAACAAAACAACAGAUAAAAAUCUGAGUUUAGGCACUGCGAUGUUGUCGGUCAUCAGUCUGUUUUUGAUGGGGAUGGGCUCUGUGUGUAUCGUCAUGUCUCUGAGUAAAGGUGUUCCCUUCCUCCUGAAGCCGGCCGCCGUCUGCUUCCUUAUCUCAGGCCUCCUGAUCUUCCUGUCCAUCGCAGUUUUCCACCAGUCGGUGUUGUCGUUGUUGGCAAGUGACCACAGCAUCCCCCUGCAUCACGAGCUGUCCUGGUCAGUGGCGUGCGUCGGCUCAGCCGGGGCCAUCCUCAUAGUCGGCGCCAUCUUCUUUCUGUUGCUCUCUUUUCCCUUCAAUCUUCUAGAGAAAUGCACGGGACAGAAAAGAAACAGCAACCCCUAGAGGCCUGGAGGACCUUAUAUAUUUAAACCUGACAAACUGUAUAAAUGUAAAGAGUGACAGUAGAGGCAGUUAAAAAAAUGGCUAAUAGAUAAUAUCUGGCUUUGAAAAAGCUUUGAAAAGUAUAUUAGGUAACGCUUUAUAAUACAGCCCGCGUUUUAGAGGGUAAGUACUGUGUACUUACAGAGUAAGAAUGGUAAAACACUGUACACUACAUAAUACAGCCCAACGCUCCCUGUUGUUUCUGAGAAUUUACUGAGUAAUAAUUAGUAAUACUAACAACAGUUAAAAUCAGGUGAGGUUUGGGUUUAUUAAACAUUAAUAUAAAACAUUGUGGUUUAUGUGUAUUAAUAAAUACAUUUUCUUUAAAAUCUCAGCAUUCCUGAUUGUGUUAUUGAAGAUACAUAAAUAUUAUUGGAUUUUAGUCUUGACAUUACCAACUAUACAUUUUCUUCCUGCUCCACCCUCACUGUUUUUAGCUGCUCCACCCUUGACAGUUUGAAAAGCAUAAAUCAAAUUCCCAUCUCCUUUACAAACUCAUAAAAUUAUUAGAAUAAUAAAUUGAUUCCCUGGAGUGUGACUGGAAAGAUGCCUUCAUAAUUGCCAUGCCAAAAUUUGAUUAGGGAAAAAAAAAGUUUAGGGAAACUGUACCUAUAUUUAAGUACGAGUAGGACCCCAUACGUAUUUUGUAUUUACUGAUUCAUAGAGAACAGCAACACCAUAAGUGUUGGAAAGGUACAAGGUAAGUUUUAUAAAGUUACCUAUUUUUUACACUCUUGUUCCUAUUUGUACUUUUUAUACGAACAGUUAAGUACUUAUAGGACCCAGUAAGUAUUUUGAAUGUACUGGUUUAUCCAGAGAAGUUACACCGUAAGUAAAGGGAAUCAACCCUCUAAAACGCGGGCUGUAUUAUAAAGCGUUACUGUAUAUUUUUACCUCUUGGCCACAACAUACACUAUUUGAAGAAAAAUCUUGAGACACCUAUAAAUUCAUUGAAAUUAAAGUUAUUAAAUUAAAAUUAAACUCCCCAACUCACCCCAAAUGUACUGGAUGGAGCACCAGCAUCAUUCCAGAGACCACAGACCUUCCACUGCUCCACAGCUCAGUGCUGUGCGAAUUGUUGCCAAAACUUUCAUUUUUGUUUAUCUGCUCAUAAGCUGUAUUUGUGCAUUUGCAUAUCUGUUUUUACCAAUGGAUGCAUUAAAAGGGGUGUCUACAAACAUUUGGAAACAUAGUGCAUCUUGUGUCCACCAGACGCUUAAUUCUUCUGCUCAUUAUUUAUUUUUU